AUUUUCCGUGUUGUGCUUCUAACAAAGCUGCUCGAGCUGGCCACAUUCUGUAAUUGCUUUCUUAACUGGCAUCUGAAAGUCACAUUCUUAGCCAGAUGGCUUCAGUAACAGAUGCCAGAUACAGGCAGAAAGAUACUUCAGACCAAAAUUUUGAUUACAUGUUCAAGCUCCUGAUCAUUGGCAACAGCAGCGUGGGUAAAACAUCCUUCCUCUUCAGAUACGCUGAUGACACUUUCACACCAGCCUUCGUUAGCACAGUAGGGAUUGACUUCAAAGUGAAAACAGUUUACAGAAAUGACAAGCGGGUGAAGCUGCAGAUUUGGGACACAGCUGGACAAGAAAGAUACAGGACCAUCACUACUGCCUACUACCGAGGAGCCAUGGGCUUUGUGCUCAUGUAUGAUAUCACCAGUGAAGACUCCUUCAAUGCAGUGCAGGACUGGGCCACACAAAUCAAGACUUACUCCUGGGACAAUGCACAAGUGAUCCUGGUUGGAAACAAAUGUGACAUGGAGGAUGACAGGAUUGUUCCUGUGGAGAAGGGGAAACACCUGGCAGAUCAACUCGGUUUUGACUAUUUUGAAGCCAGUGCCAAGGAAAACAUCAACGUGAGGCAGGUGUUUGAGCGUCUCGUGGAUAUAAUCUGUGAAAAGAUGUCGGAGAGUGUAGAAUCAGACAAUUCCAGGGGCACUUCUGGAAGGAGCAUGAGACUCACAGAUAACCCACCCCCUUCGCAGCAGAACUGCUCAUGCUAGUGACCCUUCACUCUGAGAAAUGUCCUUCUCCCUCCCUGACUAAAUUUUACAUUUUCAUUUGUGGUGGUGCGUUAUCAUGUAGUCCAAAGGCAGAAGUCUCUGUUGUAGGAAACUGGUAUGUUUGUUUAAUGUGCUGAAGUGUCAAUAUUAUGUAUUUCCUCAUCUAAUAAUUUAAAAAUCUGAAAAACUAUUGUAAGUGCACCUUGUGUGGAUGUGAGUUACGCUGAAGAAAAAUAAUUGUUUGGUGUUUCAAAUGUUAUUUCCACGGAGAAUGUUGCAUUUUUAAUUAUGAAUUCCUCUAUUGCAGAGUUUUUUUGUCAAGAACAGUGGGAAGCACAAAAACCAAUUAAGAGGGACCAGGUCUAAAAGAAAAUGGGGGAAAAUCUUUUAUAAAGCAAGAUUAUACUUUUUUGUUAACAUAAAGGCAAAAAAAAAAGAAUCAAUCCCCAGGUAUUUUGAGAGUUGUCAUUGCUGUCCUGGAGACAUGGGCCUCAGUUUUCCUGUAUGAUGGAGCAGAAAGCAGAGCAUGUCUGUCUGACAGUGUGAGGUCCUUCAGAGAGCAAAGAGCAAAGGGGGUGGAUUUUGUGUCAAGUCUCUAAAUAGAGGAAGAACACAUGAAGGAAUCAAGUCUUCCAGGCAGGGGAAGAGGAGGAGGCCUUGCAGCCAUACCUGCAUUACCCUGUGCUUUGGCUGGUGCUGGGUGAAGGAGUGAGAGCCCUUCUAGGGCUCCCCUUGCCUCCAGACUUCUCCCCCAUCACUAGUAACAGCUCCCUAAUCCUCUGUUUCUAGAAUCCCAAGAGCUGACCGUCCUGCAGCCUUUCCCACGUCCUGUAAUUUUACCUCUCCAGGUCUGAUCUACUCUUAUCAACUCCCUGCUGGUGGAUUUGUUACAGGAUGAAGGAAAGGAGGAAUUGGCUGCUCCAUGCUUAGUUGGAGGCAAAAUCUGACUUGUAAGACUUGGAAUAGCACUGUCUCAGAGCGAUAAAAAUACCAGGAGCCAAAAUAUGAGUCUUUAUAGAUAUUAGUGCCAAUAUUAUUAGAUUUUCUCUCUGCAUUUGUUGUUGAUUUAUUUUUUAAAUUUUGUGAUAGAUGGAUGUGUGUGUGGGGAUAGUUAUUCUGGUUUCAGAUUCAAAUGCCAUUAAGUAUAACUUUAAAAAAAGGAAGAUUGAUUAAUAAAACAUAACUGUGAAUUAAAAAUGACAAAAAUAUCCUGUUAAGAGUUAUUCUACAAGUUUUUUGUUGCUUCAUUCUUUGAAGGGAGGAAAUAUUUUUAAAUUAAGUGGAUAUGGAGAGAAGUUUAAGGUGAAAAUUCUGGAAAGUUUUAUGGCUUUACCUUUGGCCUGUGAAUUUCUCUGACUGAGGGGACUUCCCGACGUCAGGAACUGGAGUGGAGUACCUGCCCUCUGCACUGUAAUGUGCUGGAUCAUGACACUAGCAAGUGCUUUUGUAAUUUUGUUCUGUUCUAUCUCAAAGUGUAAUAGCUCUAAGAAAAAAAAGCACAAAAUUCGGACAAAAAUGCAACUACUUUGGGGUAGUUUGAGCUCAUUGUGCUACAGGUUUCAUCCCUCUGUUUGUGUGUUGCUUUUGGAAAUUUUUUCUGUGAUGUGUUUUGGGUGCGUGUGAUUUAGUCCUGAACGUGUGAUUUGUGCAGUGCUGGGAUUGUGGUUGUUGUAUCUAAACCCCUGAAACUGCAAAAUAAAGAGAAAUG
Molecule: messenger RNA, 2463 nt
Organism: Manacus vitellinus (golden-collared manakin)
Lineage: Eukaryota; Metazoa; Chordata; Aves; Passeriformes; Pipridae
Gene: RAB3B
Product: RAB3B, member RAS oncogene family
Exons: 5
Coding region: 96-755 (219 amino acids)
Biological process (GO): regulation of exocytosis; protein secretion; protein localization to plasma membrane
Cellular component (GO): synaptic vesicle; endosome; plasma membrane
Molecular function (GO): GTP binding; GTPase activity
Source: RefSeq, a predicted model, not a curated record